Messenger RNA from Ixodes scapularis (black-legged tick), 273 nucleotides. RefSeq lists its product as uncharacterized. The record is from RefSeq and is a predicted model, not a curated record. NCBI's taxonomy places the organism in Eukaryota, Metazoa, Arthropoda, Arachnida, Ixodida, Ixodidae. The transcript has 3 exons. Bases 1 to 273 code for a protein of 90 amino acids.
AUGAUUUCAGGAGUAAGGGUUCUCAACCUCUCGAUGCGUCGCAUAGCUUCUUCCUGCAGAAUGAUAUCAACCACCCCCGGAUGGCAAAAAAACUGCCGCAACGAGUGUCAAUUUUUAUGCGACACGAAUGAGCCACUGUCUUCCCCCUCUGGUUUAAAACGAGUGUCGUACGCCCGAGUCAAGAAGACACCUCUCGCCGGAGGCCCGGGGGGAGGCUUCAAGCCCCUCAAAGACACAUCAUGCAAGGAGCCAGGAACUAAGCCUUCCAAUUGA